AUGGGUGCAAAACUACUUGCCCUCUUCUGGGCAUUGCUAGCGCUUGGCCAGUUCUUAUACGUCUCCCGACAGGUGGUUUCCGCAUCGAUCACAACACCUCUACCUGAUCUCUACGAGGCAUCUCUGACCGAGCUUCAGGCGGGCCUCACCUCGGGGCAGUUCACGAGCGUCGACUUGAUCAAGGCGUAUUUCGCUCGCAUUGAAGAAGUCAAUCUGCAAGGGCCGAUGCUCCGCGCUGUGAUUGAAACAAAUCCGUCUGCGCUCCAGGAAGCCGCGAUCUUGGAUUAUGAGCGGCUCACCUAUGGCCCACGGAGUGCGCUUCAUGGGAUCCCCGUGCUUGUAAAGGAUAAUAUUGCAACUGUGGCAUUUGAAGGAAUGAACACAACUGCGGGGUCAUAUAGCUUGUUGAACUCUGUGGUUCCGAAUGAUGCAGGUGUGGUGAAGCGAUUACGCGAGGCGGGAGCCAUUAUCCUUGGUAAGGCAAACCUGUCCGAGUGGGCACACUUUCGUGGAAACAUCGCCUCUGGAUGGUCAGGACGUGGAGGACAAUGCACGAAUGCAUAUUACCCAAACGCCGACCCAUGUGGUUCGUCGGCUGGUUCUGGGGUCUCUGCAUCUAUCGGCCUGACUGCUGUCGCGCUUGGGACAGAGACAGACGGAAGUAUCACAUGCCCGGCAAAUCAGAACAAUGUGGUAGGCAUCAAGCCUACUGUGGGAUUAACAUCCCGUGCUGGGGUUAUACCGAUCUCCGAGCACCAAGACACAGUCGGUCCGCUCGCUCGCUCUGUCACAGAUGCAGCCAUUGUCCUUUCCAUCAUCGCUGGCCCGGAUCCUAAUGACAACUUUACGCUGGCACAGCCAAUGCCCGUCCCCGACUACACUAUGGCACUCAAUAACUUAUCACUUGUCGGCAAGCGAAUUGGGGUGCCUCGUACAGUUUUCUUGAAUGACAGCUUGACUGGCAAUGAUCCAUACGUGAAUCAAGUAUUCGAGGAGGCGCUGGAGACGCUACAAAGUCUGGGCGCGACAAUUGUAGAUCCUGCUGAUUUGCCUUCCGCGUAUGAAAUCUACGAGUCUAACAACGAAACUGUUGUACUGGAUGUUGACUUCAAGGUCCAACUCAAUGCCUGGUUUGACAGCCUCGUCGCGAAUCCAUCAGGGGUGGCUUCGCUUGAAGAAUUGAUCAUGUUUGAUGACGACAACCCAACGCUCGAAGAGCCUGCGGGAUACACAGACCAGUCAAUUUUGAUUGAAUCCCAAGCGACUACUGGUUUUAAUGCGUCUUAUUACCAAUCUCUCGCGUUUGACACAGAACUUGGCGCCACUAAUGGUAUAGAUGCUGCCCUAAAGAUGUAUGCACUGGACGCUCUGGUGCUUCCUGCACCUGGUUAUACGACUGUUCCUGCAGCCAUCGCGGGGUAUCCGAUUGUCACAGUGCCUUUGGGUUUCUAUCCAGAGAAUGUUACAAUUGGCAGCGCCGGGCCAGAGACUGUGUAUCCGGCUCCAGGCGUCCCCAUUGGCCUUUCGUUUUUGGGAACAGCAUGGAGCGAGUAUAGCCUCGUCAGUUUUGCAUAUGCCUACGAACAGAAGACGCAAACAAGGCUACAAAGGAAAGCCUACACUGCAGCGAUUCCAAAAACACAGUUGGCAGAUGUAAUAGGGCAGUAG
Suillus bovinus is the source of this 1668-nucleotide messenger RNA. Its product is annotated as amidase signature enzyme. Lineage: Eukaryota; Fungi; Basidiomycota; Agaricomycetes; Boletales; Suillaceae. Bases 1 to 1668 code for a protein of 555 amino acids. The record is from RefSeq and is a predicted model, not a curated record. The transcript is spliced from 10 exons.